AUGAAAGAGUAUGAUUUUGAAGCCGACAAAGCGUUUGCCAAGGAAUUUCUGGCGAAUUUCGCCGACGCGAAUGGCGGAUCUAAGUAUUUGGAGAUUCUCCAAGAAGUUGCGAAUCGUAAGAUUCGAGCUAUUCAGGUCGAUCUCACCGACUUAUUCAAUUAUAAGGACGCUGAUGAGGAGUUUUUCAGACGGUUGACUGAGAACACCCGCCGAUACGUUUCCAUCUUCUCCUCUGCUAUCGACGAGUUGCUUCCUGAACCAACAGAGGCGUUUCCAGAUGAUGAUCAUGACAUACUCAUGACACAGAGAGCCGACGAUGGCACUGAGAAUGCAGAUGUUCCUGAUCCGCGCCAGCAGAUUCCUUCGGAGAUUAAAAGAUUUUAUGAGGUUUAUUUCAAAGCUCCUUCAAAGGGGAGGCCAGCUACCAUCAGGGAGGUUAAGGCUUCACACAUUGGGCAUCUUGUCAGGAUAUCUGGAAUUGUGACCCGUUGUUCGGAUGUCAAGCCAUUGAUGGCGGUUGCUGUGUACACAUGCGAAGAUUGUGGUCAUGAAAUUUACCAGGAAGUUACAGCUAGAGUUUUCAUGCCUUUGUUUAAGUGCCCCUCCAGCCGUUGUCGCCUUAACAGCAAAGCCGGAAAUCCUAUUCUUCAGCUCAGAGCAUCAAAGUUUCUAAAGUUUCAGGAGGCUAAGAUGCAAGAGUUGGCUGAGCAUGUACCUAAAGGGCAUAUUCCGAGGUCAAUGACUGUUCAUCUAAGAGGAGAGUUGACAAGAAAGGUAUCACCAGGUGACGUUGUUGAAUUCUCAGGGAUUUUUCUUCCCAUUCCUUACACUGGGUUUAAGGCACUUCGAGCUGGCCUAGUAGCAGACACUUAUCUGGAAGCAACAUCUGUGACUCAUUUCAAGAAGAAAUAUGAGGAAUAUGAGUUUCAGAAAGAUGAGGAAGAACAGAUUGCACGUUUGGCUGAGGAUGGUGACAUUUACAAUAAACUGUCGCGAUCUCUGGCCCCUGAGAUUUAUGGUCAUGAAGAUAUAAAAAAAGCUUUGCUUCUCCUUCUAGUGGGUGCUCCUCACAGGCAACUAAAGGAUGGGAUGAAGAUUAGAGGAGAUGUGCAUAUAUGUCUGAUGGGUGAUCCUGGAGUUGCCAAGAGUCAGCUUCUCAAGCACAUUAUAAAUGUUGCUCCCAGGGGAGUCUACACAACAGGAAAAGGUAGCAGUGGAGUUGGUCUAACCGCCGCUGUUAUGAGAGAUCAAGUAACAAAUGAGAUGGUUUUAGAAGGCGGAGCACUGGUCCUGGCUGACAUGGGAAUCUGUGCUAUUGAUGAGUUUGAUAAGAUGGAUGAAUCAGAUCGUACUGCAAUUCAUGAAGUCAUGGAGCAGCAAACUGUGAGCAUUGCUAAAGCUGGGAUCACGACGUCUCUGAACGCUCGAACGGCUGUUCUUGCUGCAGCCAAUCCAGCCUGGGGAAGAUAUGAUUUGCGAAGAACCCCAGCUGAAAACAUAAAUCUUCCACCAGCACUUCUCUCAAGAUUCGAUCUUCUGUGGUUGAUCCUGGAUCGAGCUGAUAUGGACAGCGAUCUUGAAUUGGCUAAGCAUGUGCUUCACGUGCACCAGACACUAGAAUCUCCCGCCCUUGGCUUCGAGCCACUGGAACCCAACAUUCUCCGUGCGUACAUUUCAGCUGCGAGGAGAUUAUCACCAUACGUUCCAGCAGAGUUAGAGGAAUACAUAGCAACAGCUUAUUCCAGCAUCAGACAAGAAGAAGCCAAAUCAAACACUCCUCAUUCUUACACAACAGUGAGAACCCUGCUCAGCAUUCUCCGCAUAUCCGCUGCACUAGCAAGGUUGAGAUUCUCAGAAUCAGUGGCGCAAAGUGAUGUGGAUGAGGCGCUUAGGCUGAUGCAGAUGUCGAAAAUCUCGCUGUAUGCGGAUGAUCGACAGAAGGCAGGACUGGAUGCAAUAUCAGACACAUACUCAAUCAUUAGAGACGAAGCUGCAAGAUCGAACAAGACCCAUGUGACCUACGCAAAUGCUCUUAACUGGAUCUCCAGAAAGGGAUACAGUGAGGCUCAGCUUAAGGAGUGUUUGGAGGAAUAUGCAGCUUUGAAUGUUUGGCAGAUUGAUCCUAACACCUUUGACAUCCGUUUUAUCUAA
This is a messenger RNA of Microthlaspi erraticum, 2151 nucleotides long. The record is from the annotation of a GenBank genome assembly. Lineage: Eukaryota; Viridiplantae; Streptophyta; Magnoliopsida; Brassicales; Brassicaceae.